CUAUGGUCAUACUAUACCACAAUUUAAGCUGCGGAUUUUAAUUUUUAAUUUUAGUAUUCGAGGACUAAAAUAAAGAUAAGUAGGAGUUUCAGUUAGUCUUGUUUAAUUAAUAAAAAUGAACGUAAAAAAAGGAAAAGGCCCGGUCUUCGACCCAGGUCUUUGCCGGUGUUGUGGUAUGUUAAAAAAAUGCCGUGUUUUGAAUGUGGAAUACGAGAGUUUGGGCCAGCUGGAAAUCUAUUCGGAUAUGAUAAUGGAUUGUUAUGGUCUCUUGCUUUCUCACUUGGAUGGCAAGCUGUCUGAGAGGCUGGUGUGCGCCACGUGCGUGCAGCGCCUGCGCGACGCGCUCGCCUUCAAGCUGCAGGUGCUGCAGUGCGAGGCGGCCUUCCUGCAGGCGCGGCUGUGCGCUGACGGCCAAGAGACUGAUGCAAAGGUAGAAGAAAGUGAUUCAAAAAUAGAAGUGGAAGUGAAAAUGGAACCGGCGGAGGAGCCGGAACCGGACCGGGACGCGCUCGCGGAGCACGGGAGCUAUGAAACUAAGCUCCUGGAGGAUGCAACAGCAUAUGAGUCCUCCAACGAAGACGUACCUCUUCAAGUCCUGGUGUCAGAGAAGCCUCAAAGGAAACCCAGGGUGGAUUUCAGUAGCAUCCCAAAGCGAACUAUUGAAAGGCCAAAGAUACCGAUGUCAAAAUUGCAGCAGCGGAUGCGGGAAAGAGACCCAUCGUACAUAACAGAGACAAACACACUCACCAUAGUCGAGUUCUCGUACGUCUGCCCGUUCAAGUGCCGCCACAGCCAUCUCCUGUGCUUCUACUGCGGAGAGAACUUCUCAGACCCUCAACUACUCAGAGACCACACCUUGGACUCUCACCAUCCGAAGAAGUUCAAAGUUACGGGUCACAAAAACAUGCUCAAAGUGGACCUGACUCGGAUAGACUGCAGAUUGUGUUCGGAAAAGAUCGAUUCCUUGGAGGAUUUCAAGAAGCAUAUAACGAGUGUGCACAACAAGAAGUACUACUUCAGCAGCCGGGAGAUGCUUCUGCCCUUUCGUCUGUCUCAACACGAGUACAAGUGCGCGCUGUGCGACGCCGCGUUCGCGUACUUCCACGCGCUGAACAAACAUAUGAACGAACACUAUAGCAACUUCAUGUGUGAGACGUGCGGCCUGGGCUUUGUGGACCGCGCCAGGUUCCUGAUGCACCAGCAGCGCCACGACCAGGGGGACUUCCCGUGCCGCGAGUGCGGCAAGGUGUUCCGCGCGCAGUACAACAGGGAGCUGCACGUCGACCGAGUCCACAGGAAGAGAGGGCGCGUGUACUGCCCCAAGUGCGACGUGCGGCUCAUGUCCUACCCGCAGAAAUUGAAGCACCUGAAGGAAGUCCACGGCGAAGCGCCCAUGGCUUUUCCCUGCAACAUGUGCGAUAAGGUUUGCGAGAGUAGACGGCAACUCACAAUACACGGACGCAAAGCGCACCUCAAGGACUACAGGUACGAGUGCCAGUGCUGCGGGCAGAAGUUCUUCACGCGGUUCGCGCUCACCAACCACAUGCCGACCCACACCGGGGAGAGGAACUACAAGUGCAAGGUCUGCGAGAAGACCUACCCUCGCCUCAAGACGCUGAAGGACCACGUGCGCAUCCACACCAACGACCGCCGCUACCGCUGCCACGUGUGUGGACAGGCCUUCAUACAGAACUGCAGUCUGAAGGGCCACAUGAAGACUCAGCACCCCGAGUACAGCUAACUUGUGUCGACCUACCCUCGCCUCGAGGCGCUGAAGGACCACGUGCGCAUCCACACCAACGACCGCCGCUACCGCUGCCACGUGUGUGGACAGGCCUUCAUACAGAACUGCAGUCUGAAGGGCCACAUGAAGAC
Maniola jurtina (meadow brown) is the source of this 1875-nucleotide messenger RNA. RefSeq names its product zinc finger protein 260-like. NCBI's taxonomy places the organism in Eukaryota, Metazoa, Arthropoda, Insecta, Lepidoptera, Nymphalidae. Gene Ontology annotation, molecular function: RNA polymerase II transcription regulatory region sequence-specific DNA binding; DNA-binding transcription factor activity, RNA polymerase II-specific; zinc ion binding. Gene Ontology annotation, cellular component: nucleus. Gene Ontology annotation, biological process: regulation of transcription by RNA polymerase II. The record is from RefSeq and is a predicted model, not a curated record. Bases 116 to 1741 code for a protein of 541 amino acids. The transcript has 9 exons.